Messenger RNA from Pocillopora meandrina, 27027 nucleotides. Lineage: Eukaryota; Metazoa; Cnidaria; Anthozoa; Scleractinia; Pocilloporidae. The record is from the annotation of a GenBank genome assembly.
AUGGCCGUCGCAAUCGGAAAUGGAAGAUAUUACAAACUUUUUCGUGGCAAUUCCGCGCCAAAACGCUUGCUCAUUGGAGAACUGAACGAGCCAGGAUUGCUGUCAAGUUCAUUUAUCCAAGGUUUGUGCAAGUUUUCGAUGUCGAGUUUUAUUAUCAUAUGUUAAUUUGUUACUUUUUCUUCCUCGAUGGGUUUUCUUUGAAAACGACCGUCUUUAAACUUAAAGGAAACAACUAUUAUCAGUGCAGUAGCCUUUGGAAAACAGUACACUACAAUCAUAUCCCAUAAAAUGCAUAUCGCGCAACCGCAAUUUUCGAGAUUCUCUUUAUGAAAAAUACCAACUCGAAAUUAAAAGGAUAAACAAUUUGAAUACGGAAGCGAUCCUCGUGGUUAUGAACACUACUUACGUGGUAAAAAAUUCAGGUCCGUACGGGAUUUGAACCCAUGACGAUACCGGUACAGCGCUUUACCAACUGAGCUAGCAAGCCGGAUAGGAAGUGGGAGAAACAUGAGAAACAUGCACCAGACGCUUUACAAGUCGAGAAAAUAAGAACCUAUUUGAUAAAUAGAUUCCUUGUUGCUGCGUGUCUGUUCAGUUAUAAGUCAAAGACGCCAUCAAAAUUUGGUAAGAACAAAGUGGCACAUAAGCACACUGAGCUGAUGAUCUUAUCAUUUGUGAUCUAUUUCUAUCCUGACUCGUGGAAAUAUGGAAUUUAUUUCGUGUAUACUAAAUAAAAAAAAGUUAAUGUUUUUAAUGGAAACAUCAUCUAUGUAUCUGUCUUCCCAUAGAUCAUUAACCUUUUAACUCCCAUGAGUUACCAAGACAGAAUUUCUCCUUACAAUAUCAAUACAAUAUCAACCAGAAAAGUGAUGAGAGUAAAGAAAGUAUCUACUUGUGGAUAAUUGAUUGAUCCAUUACUAAAUUCUCUGAACUAAAGUUAUGAGAAUUGUAUGGUUGACAGUAAAGAGAGUUACAAGUUUGAUCUGGAAGUUAAAAGGUUAAUAAGAACCUAUCAAAAUGUGUGUAUACUAUGUAAUUCAGCUUAUCAUACGAUCAUCUCUUUUUCUUGCAGGAGUUGUAGGACAAGUUUUCCCUAUAAAAAGUUCAGAGAGGUAUGGCAAGCUGUGUAAGAUUGUUUUGCGGGAAGAUUUGGAAAAGCGAAGUCUAAGGUCAACUUGUGCCACAAUUAAUGCUUUCCUGUUAGGAGAUCUGGCUGAUGAAGGUGAUAGAAUUAAAGAGGGUGAUCGUGUGGUCUUGUCAGAGGUUGUUGUAGAAUGUUCUCCCACUGAUGAACACCUAUAUCAGCUCAUUGCUUGGCGAGAAAAAUCUCAGGCAUCAAUUUGGGUGAUAAAUAACAAGGGAAAUGUGAGAGUUAAUAAUACAAGUGGUAAUGAAAAAACUCAAGUGAACAAUGCAGAAGAUGGAAAAAAUCUUACAUGUAGUGCUGACACUGAUGAAGAAGAAACUGCUGUGCAGGAAACAUCAGAGCCAGGGUUUUACAUUGUAAAGAAGACAUCCACUGGUGAAGAGGGUAGAAGGAGAAGCAAACAAAAGAUAUUUGAAAAGAGGAAAGGGAAAUUUCAUCUUGGCCCCAAGGGAGUCACACCUUCAAAAUCACAUGUAAUGAGGAAAGUUAGUGAUGCUGUUGUUGUAAUAGACAAAUCUGAAGUGAUAAAACGUUUAAGUCAGAAAGAUGAGAUAGGUGGUGUUGAACAUUUAAGCCUCAGCAUACAAAAUGGCAGUCCAAAUAAACCAUCCAAUGGGCAGUGUGCUCACACUGAGUUGUCACCAGCAGGAGUAUCAACAAGAAUUUGUGAGGGUAGUAUGAAGGCUGGGCAAAUGAGAGAUCAGUCUCAAACAAGCACAGUGCCAAGUGAUUUGCUGCAACUGAAGGCUCCAGAAGCUAGUGCUCUAUCAAUUGUUGAGAGCGAUGUCACUGCUGAAGGGAACUACCAGGUUAAGGAUAAGGUUAAUGCACAGCAGAAAACAGGUAACAGCUCUGAGCAUCUCUGCUUUCGUAAGCUGUACAGUGUAGCUUGGUAUCCUGCACAAUGCAAGGCAUUUAUCUGGUGGUCAAUAGAUCAGUGGGGGUAUAUAGAUGAGAAAAAGGUCACAGAAGAUAGAAAAAUGAAUGAAAUUGAUAUUUUGAGAAAGAUGCAAAAAAUUUCAUGCCACUGAUCAUUUUCACAUUGCUUCUGAAGCAUCUUUUUCAUGGAAAACUUCAAGUAGGUCCUUGCAGAGGUCAGGGAAUUUUCUUUGUGCUUUUUAAAGAGUACUAACCCUUUAACUUCCAUGAGUGACCAAGACAGAAUUUCUCCUUACAAUAUCAAUACAAUAUCAACCAGAUAAGCAAUGAGAAUAAAGAAAAAUAUCCAUUUGAGGAUAAUUAGUUGAUUCAAUACUGAAUUCUCUGAACUAACGUUAUAAUAAUUGUAUGGUUGAUGGUAAGUAGAAUAACAAAUUUGAUAUGGGAGUUAAAGGGUUAACCUUUUUUACAGAUGCUGUGAUAGCAGUGUGUGUGAUAAUUAUUACAUAAUGAUUCUCAAAUGCACAGAAGGGAUAAAUGAAAACAAGGCCUUUAAUAUGAGACUGCUAAGAAAGAACAAUGCAAAUGGCAUUGUUUCACCUACUUUGUCACCAUAGUUUUAAUCGUUCAAGAGGUAACCAACCUAGCAUUGCUCUUUAAAAGGUAGUGAACAGUUUCUCUUUGGAUCUGAUAUAUAGUUUAAUUGUUAUAUAUUUACAUGUGUAUGAAGAUUUGAUCAGCAAACUUCUACAGUUGUAAUUACAAUUGGUCAUUACAAAUACUGUAGCUGCCCAACCCCCCUCCCCCCCCUGUUUAGCCAAACUUUUGACCAAGCAAUUGCCUCCUCUAUUACUUAUUCAUGGAAAGAUCAUUAUUUGUUCCACUUAGACAAAAGAAGUAACUCUUGUUUUAUAGAUGAGGCACAGCAAAUGUCCAACGAAGAUAUGCUUAUGCCCGACUUUGAACAAGAGGAUCAGGUUUUUUUAUCAGCCCGUAGAAGAUCAUCUUCAACUUAUUCUGUUGCCAACCAAAGAAGUCCUGCAAAAGGGUUAGAUGUUUGAUUUUUUAGUUAAAAUUGGAUUUCAAAGUUUCUUAAAAAGAAAAAUUUUUUGAUGUUUGAUUCCACAGAUUGAUUUUGCUGCGACAUGCACCAUGAUUUGUUUAGAAAAUGUCCCUCUCUAAACUGGUGGUAAUGGUCUGCUUCCAACUUUUUCCCAAAUUGAGGCUCACUGUGCAUUGUGUUUUGUUAAGUUCUCAUUAACAGUCUUAUUGAUUUUGUUUCAGUUGAGUCAGAUAAUUAUCUUUAGAGGGCUGGACCUUGGUUAAUUCUUGAAGAGUCAAUACUUGCCAUGUGUUAAAUGAAAUUUAGGGAAGUUUUGUUAACCUUCUCUCUCAUAUGGGAGAUGUCACAGGUGUUUGGCUAGUGUGCAAGACUCUGAUUGAAGGAGUCAUGAUUGAAGCUUUGGUCAUCUUGGUCUUUAGAAAGAUACUUAAAUCCCACGAUCUCUCAGCAGAGAAAAGUGGCUACCACAAAUGGUUUAGACUACAAAUGAGUACCAGCAAAUUGUCUAUGUGUUUAUUUAUAUAUCUAUUCAAUGUGAAAAAAAUUUCAACAGGCGGGACCAGUUUAGCUUAAAGUUGGUUUAAAUGAGGGCUUGUAUAAACAUUCUGAAUAUGUUAAUAUACAUGGAUCUAUAUGAAAGUAAAAUACACAAACUGAAUGCCCCAACAAAAAUGACUAUAGAGCUGUACAUAUAAAGAAAAUGUACAGUGCUAUCUGUGUGGCAUUAGAGUGAUGAGACAAAUUUAUGAUUAGCAACAGAGGGGGGGGGUCACUUGUUUCUUCUAUGGACUUGUGUUUUGUUUAGGAAAAGGAGCAAUACUCCUGUUUCAGCUUUUUGCAAUGAUGGCUCACGAAGCAAACCACUAAUCUUGUACAUCCCCUAAAUGAUCUUUUUAAUUGUUUGCUUUAUUUUUCUGGUUCAAAUUCCAUGCUGACCAUGUAAACUUCGUUGGAUGACUGCCUUAAUCUACAAUGACCGUUAAUGCCUGCUUUUAUCUAUAGGCUGAACAGAAGACCUGGCAUUCCUGGUGAGAUUCUGCACCAUGUUGCUGCAAUCAAUGAAGAUGAGACAUUCUCUACCAGUACAAGGAGUUUGAUUCCUGAAGACUACACCCCAGUGGCAAGUCUGUUGGCUGACCAGGGAUCUAAUGAUCAAGGUUAGUGGCCCACACCUACUGAAGUGGCCUUUACACCCAAACAUCAGUAUGCAUAUUCGCUACAUACUCUUCUCUGUACAUUUCCUAAGGUGCUGACAGGGAGAAUUUGUUUGAUGAUCAAGAGCUUCUUCAGUUGGUGAUCAUUUCCUUCAUUCUCAUGCCCUCAAUGUGUGAUUCAGGGGUGAUAUUGUAAGGAGAAAUUAGAUGCUGGUCACUCUUAGGGCUCAAAGGGUUAAAAGAGACUUCUCUGAUGGAUUAUGAGUCUCAUUCCAAGUUCAUAGGCAGAACGAUUAAAACCAUUUCACUUCUUUUCUAGAAGUUUCUCUCUUUGCCUCUUGUGGCAUACAGCUGUGAUGUAACACAGCCCUAAAAAUGAAAAACAAGAGCUAAUGUAGCUAAUGUUGACUAUAAAGUUACUCAAUCAUAAUUACUAUGAAGAGAAGCAAAGGUUUUAACCCUUUCACUCUUAAGAUCUCAUUAGUUAUUCCCCUUACUUUCUGCCAUACAAGUCUUAUGCUGUUAGUUUGGAGAAUUUGGUAAUUACUAGUAAACUAGUAAUCCCCUAAUUGAUACUUUUCUUUAUUUCAUCACUUGUCUGUUUGAUACUGUAUUGGUAUUGUUAGGAGAGAUUCUGUUGUGGUCACCCAUUGGAGUUAAAGGGUUUUAAAGUGAGUUCUUUCCUUACCCAAAGGUGGAGUGAAGAGAUCUUCUCCUAACCCAGUCCUUGAUGUCAAGCGACUGAGAGCUUCUCCUGGACCUUCCAGUCAGUUGUCUUCCCGUGACCAACUUGGCAGUCCACGUGAGGGCGAGCGUGCCAAGGAGAAGUCCUCUAGAGAGGCCGCUGACUACACUGUUCCUCAAGGUUAUACUACCUUAGCUAAUCUAAAGCCUGAAACUGUUGUGAACAUCUAUGGAGUGGUGAAAUCUUUCAAACCGGCCUGGAAGUGCCGAGGCACCGACAUGUGCUCUGUUCUGAUGAUAACGGAUCCUACGGUAGUUGAUUCCACCUUUGGCCUUGAAUGUGUCUUCUUCCAGCAGACCAUCAGUCGCCUGCCUGCCGUUCACAAGGUGGGAGAUAUCGUGCGAUUGCACCGCAUCAAGAUCUCGCAGUACCAGGAAAAGCUUCAAGCGAUGUCAUCCCGUGGAUUUGCGGCGAUUGUCUUUGACCGGGAUAGCGAGGUACCAGUGACAGCAGAAAUGGCGAGGGUCUCAAGCUCUACCUUCUCGCUAUCAAAAGAGGAUAAGGACACCAUCCAGUGCCUAAUAGAAUGGUGUGACUGCAAUCCGGCCAUCUUUCCGCUAACUAACUUCAUUCCUGUUACGGAAAUUAACCCAGACUGUUACUUCGACUUAGUCGGCCAGGUCCUUGGUGUUGCAUUACAUCGUACCCUGGACUGUGUGGUACUCUUUGUCACUGACGGUACCCAUCCGAAAUGUGACAUCCGAGAGGGCACUGGCGAUGAGUACAACGUGGUAGAGCCUCCAGAUAACCACCGCUCGGCGAAGGACGGCGAUGUCAUCUCUGUCUUCCUUUACGGCGCUUACGCCGAAGUUGCGCGGCUUCUUGCAAGAAAGGGGAACUAUGUCAUCCUUCAUAACUUGCAUUCCCAGAUCCUGAAGCAAGGCGGGUCUGUUUGCAGUGUGGUGGACGUUGUAAGGCCUUAUGUCGAAUUGUGCAUCCAUAGGGGCACCUGUUAUGGGCGUGGUCUUACUCUUCUGUCCGCUGAUUCGCCGGAAGUCAUAGGAAUUAAGAAACGACUAGGUGUCUAAUUUGACACGACUUUUCAACAAUUCAACAAUGUUUCUUUUCUUCCUAUGGCUUUUAUCGCCGACAGUUUUUUUGCUGUUUCUCCUUGUGUAAAUACUCCCUUUUUACUCUCUUUUAGUUCAAACGUCGUCUCGUGUACCUAACCAACAAUAAUGGCAACCCGUAAAAUGGUAACUUAAAACUAUUGAUGUAUGUUCCACGUAACAUGAAAGAGUAUUUUCUUGUAUUAGGUUUCGUCAAAUUUAACGACAUUAAGGGCAUUGAAAUUAUCCACUUUAGUCUUUGUUUGGAACGUCAUCCUUCGGACAGGGUGGAGGGGGAGGGGGCAAUAUCCGGUAGCGAUUUUCAGUUGAACCAGCACAAUCAUGUUGAACCCCUCCAGACUCGCAUACUGUUCGAGUGGAAAGGGUGGGAGGGUGGGGGGAAUAGGUGUCUUGUGCUCCUCUCAGGCGUUAAGUAAAACUAAUUGAAUGUUCUAGCAAAAUUUCUCCCAAACUCAUAUAAUUUUCGCUCCUGUUGCUUUUUUCUCAACACUCAACUGUAUAAAUAACUAUUUUUUCUGUUGUCGCUACAUCUCCCCUUGGUGUGUCUACAUUAAUAUGCUAGCUUGAGGUCAACUUAGCUUCUUAGAUAACUGCAUGCAUACGAGUGACCCAUUGCGGGAGCAAAGCGUGGAAUUACCCGUUGUCCAGAAAGUGUGCGAGUCAUUUCUUUUCACCUAUUGCAAAGACUGUUGGUUGAUCGAACAGGUGGUUUACUAUGUCUCUCCCCCCCAUAUUCUCUUUCUUGGGGCUCUCCUUUCCCCACUCUCCCUACCUCUCUCUCUCUCGCUCUCGUUCAACGGGGGCUGGAAACGGAAGGGGUCCCCAAGAACCAAGUCGACUGUUCCCGCCUCUCUUUUCUUCGUAAAACUUCCAUGUGUUGAAAGGAGAAGGUUUGCUGCCCUCGUUGCCGACAUAAACUCGGUUAUGAGCCUAAGAUCAUGGCUCCCGAAUGUUUUUUGGUGAGUUUGUACUUUUCAAGCAAGAGGUUGCAAGGGUGAGGCGAGCGGGUGUCCUGCUUCUCAUGCCUUUCUCGCCUUUGCAUUUCAGUCCCCUGAAAACAAACAAAAGAAAAAAAUUGGGAAAGCUUGUUCUGCAAGCGAGGAUUUCAAUGAGAAUAUCUGCUUUGUCCACCUCGGUGACCAGUUGAAUUAUCUCGGCAGUAUGAGCAUGAAUUACGCCACUGAUCAUAUGAGCAGAAGGCAGAAUUUAUGGCACGAACGAAAACGUAUCUCAUAAAUGAUGUUUGUCAAGAGGUUACAAAAUUUCAGUUGCAUUUGUUUUUCAACUAGAUAUUGCAGUACUUAUCUUGCAGGGCAUCAAAUUUGAAAAACAAUAAAGGAAAGCUAAGAAUUUUUGCGAGAUCAACAUUUCUGCAUCUUAAAAAUCAAGGUGGCCUCUCGUUUUACUCACCUUCGUUCCCAGCUGGGGAUCUCUGAGGCUUAUCUUCGGUCUCGUGACCUUCCCUGGUUUCAGGUGUCACGCAGUAAUCUACAUUUGCAUAUUUGCACAAUCAGGCGGUUGUGUUUGUGCCUUUCUUUGGACUUGCGGAGUUGAUUAACCUUGGCCUCUGCGCUCCGUGGUAUUAUUAUCGCAGUUCACGUCUUGAAAGAGAAUCACUGGGGAGAUUUUGUCUCAAAAUCAGAUUAUUUCUACAGUUAAUCACCCGCAACAUCAACAGUUCACUGUUACGCUCGAUUGGGAGCAGUAUUAUUUAAAUCUUGGAACAUCUGUGUUGACGAAAAAGGAUCGCGUUGGGCUUAUUUUGGAUUUUACCCUUGCUUUAUUUUAACAAUUCCUUUUAUGAGGACAUUUUAGAAAUUCUUCCGGUGGUGAAGUGGACUCCCUCCAAUCUCGGAUGCCGCGCGUUUUAACUCAAGAACCAUGAGGAUCAAUUACACCAGCGUUUUGGUAUUAUUUUUCGUGGUUACCUACGAACUACCGUUGCUUGUUGUCGCAGAACGUCUAAAUAAUGAUAUUGUGAAGAACUGGUCUGCGCUAGUGGAGAGCUAUCUCCUAAAACUUGCCGAGGAAGGCCUAAAAACGCGCGAGCUACAGAAGUUGUACGACAACGCAAAUUACACAGUGGAAGAAAAAAGUGGAUUCGAUACUGUGAACUCUGUGAAAUCACGGCUAGGAAACUACUUCGUUAAAAAAGAAAAUGCGGCCAGGGUAUGUAAGAAUAAUUUUUUAUUGCGGCAUUGAGGCCGCGAUUAAAAUUUAAACUUGAUCAGUGAGUUGCUCUUAUUAAGCUCUCUCCCAAAACCAACUGUUAUGAUCAUGAAAUAUUCAGCAAAAAUGCUGUCACAAUUGUUGUUUUUGUUCUUCACAUUUGUUUGGACUACCGUUGCGUUGACGCUAGGUUCGUUAUUUUUUCGUACUGUUGUUAUUUUUUCGUCGCUAAUUCUCUUCUGUUCCAUUAUUAGCUGAAUUGAAUUAAUUUAAAUUAUGCAAAGGUCACCUAUCUUAUCUGGCCAUUUUGAUUACAUUGAUAGAAAUCUCCGGACAGCUGCCUGAGGCAAUUUUGAGAUUCUUUUUUUCUUAAAAAAAAAAUAUGGCUGAUGUCUAGCAGUUUUAACAUACAAAUACUGCUUUUAAAAAAAUGUUGUCCCGCAAGGAAAUUAUUCAUUUUGAGAUCAUAACAUACAGACAGAGUACAGCAAGGUCCAUGCUCCAUGAGUGAGAGCCAAAUAUUUAUUCUCCCAGCUGGACCAAUUUAGUCACUAAGCAUUUUAUUAUUCAUGUAGGACCCUCUUUUCUAUUUUAGCUUUCAGCUUGUGGGCUGUACAGUGAGUACAGCCACUGAGUACAGCCCAUGUAUGGGUCUCUUUGUUUUUUGUUUUUGAAUCAAAGCACAAACAGGGCAGCAUUUGUCAUAUGAAAGUAGAUUCCCUGCAUAACCCUGCUUGGAAAAUCUAUAUUUUUUGGUUUGGAGGAUCAUCCUUCAGAUGAUGGAUCAAGAUAAAAAAAUCCAAAUUGUCAGCAAAGCAAAUUACCAGUAACAAAUGUAUUUCAACAUGCACAUUUAUUAUGUUGGAACAAAAUUGAUGAGUAAAGGCUAGUUGUGGGAAGAAUGCAAAUUAAGGGAAAAAAAAGCAAAAUUGUUUUUAAUGGACCAACAUGUACUUAACAGAAAGUUGUAAACCUUAACAAUUUAUAUAUGUAACCAUUUCCCUUUGCGAUUAUUUUCAACUAUGGUAGAAAGUUGCAGAAGAAGUUGCCAGACUUCAUGAUGAAUUUUACACCAAUGAAACUCUACAAAAAAUGGCAAAGGUGUCAACUCUACAAGAGCUUGGCGACAAAUUCUACUCUGACUCAGAUCUUGUGGAUACUCUGCCUAAAGAUCUGGAAUUCAAUACGUAAGUAACUACUGCAAUCUGACCAGUGUGUCCUCAAUAGUGGCAAAGCCCUUAAUAUUUGGGAAGUGAAGCACAUCAAGUGUUAGGUACUCCCUCUCAAAAGCUCAUUCUUAGCUUUAGAUGCAUUGUUCAACACAAUUUAUUUUGGGAUGGUCUAAUAUUUCUUGAAAUUUACUUAAUGUUAGUUAGCCAGUACUGAAAUGAAGUUAAUUUUAUGGUAAACAAACAGGCUGUGAGGAAUAUAGCUUCUGGGUACUUAUGCUGAUAUUGAAGGAAACUUCAAAUUAUGAUAUAGGCUGCAAAGUACACUCCUCAAUUCCAUUGCUUCCUUGUCCCAAAUUUAUGAACAGUGAAACCUGUAUUGACCCUGUCAAUCCCAAGAUGUACAUAUGAAUUUUCCAUAUCAUAAGCUGUCAAUUAAAAUUGUGAUUCAGUCUGGAGAAUUUGGUGUUAAAUCAAACCAUAAUUUCUAUUUGACGUCUUUCUUUUUUCUCAUCACUCAAUUAAUUUUAAAAUUUGUUGAUAUUGUAUUGAAAAAUUUCUAUUUGGUCAACUUUGGGAGGGAAAGUGUUAAAUAGUUUUUCAAAGGCACUGCCACUUCCAUUUCUUUACAAAUAUUUUCCCUGUAAAUUUCUUUCACUCCAAAAUGGAGGAAUGUCCUCUACUUCUUUGGGGCUUAAACAUCCCUAAAAAUAAUGCCUCUUUUUACCAAGAAUCUGGAGAACUGGUUAGGGUUAAUAGGAUAUAAAUUUGUCACCUAUCCUUUUCAAACAUUGAAUCUCAAGUAUAGAUUACUACUGGUGACUAAAUCUUAAACCGGCCAUUUAACUCAUAGGUUAUUUAAGCAGAAAGUGAGUAAAAGCAGGAGCUCUGUGAAGAUAUCUGAUCAGGUUGCCAGAAGCAACCCCAAGCUGAUUGAAGCUGUGUUUUGGUCAUCACUUCUGGAUAAAGUGUUUAAGGAAAAUUCAAAAAGUGAUCCAGAAUUAAGGUGUGUUUGUUGUGUGGUUUUGUACUAUUAGCUAUACAGCUAUUUAAGUCAGUAAAAGGCUAUCUUAACCCUUUAAUUCCCAGAAGAGAUAGACAUGUACCUCCACGCAAAUAAAUUAUUCAGCAAACAGGUAAUAAGAAUACUUAAACCUAUUAGGAAGAACUUGUUGUCUUGAUCUACACCAAAUUCCCAUGACUAAUUCACUAGGAAAGGAGUAGCAGCUAGAAGGGAGAAUUUACAAUCAGAUCUUGGGAGUUAAAGGGUUAAAGGUCCAAUACAUCCAAAUCUGUGAGAGUUUUAUUUUUUUUGUAAAGGGUAAGAUGCUUUGUUUAUGUUUAUUUAUAAUGUUUGUUUCCAAUUUAUUUGAAAUUGAGGGCCACAAGUUUAGUGUUAUCCUCAGUGAUAAAUAUCUUAUCAUAUCAUUUGUCUAAGAAAGAUGUUUGGGUUCUUCCCUCAAAUCUGUGCAGAGCUGCCAGCAACUUAUUUUAUUAAAUAUCUACUUCUUUGUUAAAAAUUAUUUUAUUGUUAUUUUUACUUUUACUGCAACCCACAUGUAAAUUUGAAAAUAUCCUGGCAUUGUGUUUGGCAGGUGGCAGAAUUUUGGUUCAAUAGAGGGCUUCGUCAGAACGUACCCAACCCGAGAAUGGUCCUUAAACUUUGCUGGGUUCCACAUAGAUUACGACCCCAGAUUGAGGCCGUGGUAUAUUGGUGCCACGUCAGGCCCUAAGGACAUUGUCAUUAUCCUGGAUUGCAGCUUGUCCAUGGCGGGAAAGAAAUUUCACAUGGCCAAACAAGUAGCAAAGACAGUAUUGAACACUCUGACUAAACAAGAUUAUGUCAAUGUUAUCUGUGGACACGAGAGUCACUGGGAUGAAGUAGGAAAGUGAGUAGAUUUUUCAAACAACUCUGUGAAGUGAUAACUGUGGAAAAUUAGGUGGUUGAGGUAGGUGGGAUGGAGGAAGUAUUGAUUGCAUCUUUUUUCAUGGAUGAGACACUUUACAAAUUUUUGCUUAUCUCAAAGUAACAUUCUGCAUAUCUUGGUCCUGGCUGGUUUGAUGAAAAUUCAUAGCAACCAGACGAGAGAUGCAAUAAACUAAUAUAGGAUACUGAAAGAGGAAGGAGUAAUACCUACAUGCCUAUAGAAGCAUAGGCACUCAAGGUCAAUGUCUUUUUUUUCUUAUCAGGUGGUUUGAGUACAAGACAGAAGUACUUAGCUGCCAACAAAAUCGACUGGUACCAGCGUCCACUUCUCACCGGAAGGACUUAAUUGAAAAGAUUGAUAACCUGAGGGCUGGUGGAACAAGUGAACUCAAGUAAGAUAGCCGGCGCUUCAGAUCUUCAGAACUAAUGAGGCAGUCAAAGUAUUUACUUUCCAAAUUACCCAUGCACAAGCCCAUAGAAAACCGUAAUGAAAGCUAACCUGUGUAGUUUCGAAUAAAGGGGGUACGUUUCUAAAGAAACUGUGGCGCUUCGUGGGUGGGAGAGUAUAGAAGGGUAAUUUAGUGUUAUCAACUGAGUUGAUAACGGAAAUUGGCCACCGUAAUGAGUUUAAAUGGAACAGAAAAUGGAGCUACGCUAUUGGUGGGAAUAUGUUGACGGAAUACAAGAAUAAAUAAGUUGAAUGAGAAGCGCUUGUUGAUACCGUGGCGAUUAAGAGUGCCGAUUUGGUAGAUAAAUUUUUGUUCUAGAGUUUUGCGGCUUUCCGAACUGCCUAGAUGCAGGGAAAGGCUGCAAACUGCCAUAUGCCAUAGAGAGAUUAAUGUGUCUAGUGACUGGUUUGGAUACGUCCUUGUCAUUUCUUUCCAUGUCGCUAAGGUGUUCUCGGAAUCGGUCUCGAAAUGUUUAGUUUCGGACAUGUUGGCGUGAGCGUGUCCCGCGAAGAAAGCCGUUCGGUCCUUAACCUUUUAACUCCUAAGAGUGACUAGGGUCUAAUUUCUCCUUACAAUGUCACCCCUGAAUCAAAUUUUGAGGUCAUGAGAAUAAAUGAACUGAUCACCAACUAAAGAAGCUCUACAUUGCUAACCAAAUUCUCCUUGUCAGCACCUGAGGAAACAUAUAGAGAACAGUAUGAAGAAUAUGCAUACUUAUGUAAGGCUAUAAAGAGUUAAGACCUCGGGCACAGGUUUUUCCAAUACGGAGCUCCUGCCUGGUAAAUAAUAUGUGUAUCAUUUGGAUUUUUUUAUUUUCUCUUUGAGACAAAUACGGAUAUUCGUAGGCCUUCCGCGCCAUCAUUUUCAAGCGACCGUCAUGUUAGCGAGGGUCAGUGUUUAAUUUAACAUAGCUCCAUGGACACUUUUGUAUGGCAUGUGAUUUUACGUUGCGCGCAGAUUUGGAACGAUGGGUAGUUUAACGAAGUUUAGUUUAGUUUAGAAACGCACGUUGCUUUGCGCUGUUUGCUGUUGCUUCUCAGAUGUGAACAUAUGAGAUAUCAUAUCAGAGGGAGGGCUCAAGUUAAUCCUAAAACACCCAAGAUCUGAUUUUCAAUUCUCUCCUCUAGCUGCUACACUUUUCCGUGUAAAUUGGUUACGAGAAUUGGUGUUAGAUCAAGAUGACAACCUCUACCUGAUAAGUUUGAAUGUUCUCAUUACCUGUUUGCUCGAUGAUUUAUGGAUAUUAUAGGGAGAUGCUACAUGUUAAUCACUACUUGAGGUUUAAUACAUCGUUAUUUCCAUUUUUUGAUGCAAAGGAAAAUCAUCGAGGGAAAAACGCCUUUUAUAUGGUUUAUUCUCAAGAGAGGUCAUAUUCUAUGGCUGUUUUGGAAACUUUUCGGUCACAACAAAGUAUCUCACAAUAGUUUCACGCCUUCCUUCAACAGAAAAUCUUUCAAGUUGGCAUUCGAAUUGCUGCAAGGAGCAGCCAGAACCGGCUGCCAGAGCAUCAUUGUUUUCGCUACAGAUGGAGUGGAUAAUGAUGGGGACCCUGUACGCUGUGGCCCAGGUUACUACACUAGGAGCGGUUACGUUCCAGGGCAGAUAUGCAAAUAUGACUGGAAUGAUGUGUGGGAUGAAGUACUGGCUAAGAAUAGAUAUAUGAUUCCCAGGGUAAGAAAUUUGUUGGACGGGUUUGGUACUAAGUUUUGAAUCUAAUUUUAAAAUUCUUUAGUUGGCAUCAAAAAUGGUUGUGAGCUUACACUUUUUUAAGGCAUGUCACGCAAUUUUCCUUAAUGCAGUCUGUUUUAAUCGUCUCUGUUUGCUUAUGUAGCAUUUCCCUAUGGCAUUUCUGUUCCUCCUGAAUUUCUUGAUUUCAUAUGAGAUUUGAAUUAACUUUUUCACCUGAUGGUCUUUUCUUUUGUUUUGUUCAAGACUCGGAUCUUUUCGUAUUUGACCGCAGACGAUGGCGAAGAAUUCCCAGGAAAGCUAGCUUGCGACAAUGAGGGCUUUAUGAAGAAGCUAACAGACGAAGAGAACAUCAUAUCACAAAUGCAGGAUUACUACAGCUUCUUGGCGUCCAAUACAAUAAGCAUUAGUAAUGUCACGUGGACGUCUCCUUAUCUGGACGCGUCGGGCCUGGGACUCAUGGUCACGGUGGCAAUACCGGUCAUCAGCAAAGUCACGAAUAAGUGAGUCACGCUUGGAUUUCGCUUGUGCAGUUGCGAGCGGUUAUGAACAAAAUUUUCUAUGAAUAGAACUGUACUUUAUUAAUUUUUUUUCAUUAUUUUUAUUAGAAUUUCCUACUUUUCUCAACAAUUUCAGUGACGCAUCGCUGAGUCAUUUUUGGCUUUGUCACGGCCUAUUGGGUCACGCAAAGCCAGUCACUUUUGGUUUUGUCACGCCCGGUUAGGUCAUACUUGGCAAGUCUUGCUAGCCUACUGUAGGCUUCAAACUAGUAAAAGUUAAAAUUUGUUCUUUAUGUCUUUACAAAGUUCUAUCUCAGACAAGCAAGCAAGCAGAUAAUAAAACAAGCAACUGCAAACAAGAUCGUUGUUAAGUUUUCGAAAUUUCGAAAUAGCACAAGCCGUAGCCGGGCGUACCGAAGUACGCUCCUUUACUUCCGAAGCCAGUUUCAAUUUCUGAACGCGUACCACGUUGGAAUAGGAAGAAAUUAUGGUUUCAGCUCUCCAAACGGAUUGUCUCUGAUUUUAUCUGGGACUCAUUUCGCUGCCUUUUUUUUGAAUCAAGGAUUUAAGUCGAGUUAUUAUUGUCUCAUCCUAGGACUAUAGGUGUGGUUGGAAUUGAUGCCACACUGGAAGAGAUUGAGAACAUCCUGUUGAACGACCAGUGGGGAUCGGUGUACGCUUUUCUGGUGAAUGAGGGAGGAGAGACAAUUUUUCACCCGCUUUUGCGACCAAGCACUGAGGUAAGGGAACAACCACGCUAGAAGCAUUCGGUUUGUUGAGGAAGGUUUCCUGUAUUUCCUAGCGGCUGAGUGGAUUCAAGACAACUGGUCUUGUCUUUCUGUUUAUCUCUGUCUUCCAUUCUGGAUGGAUGUGGUGAGGCACUCUUCAAUAUCUCCCGUAGUUGUUUCAGCUGCUGUUCAUUUGCUGAGAAACAAAGGGCUUGCAGACUCGCUGAUGAUAUGCUGGGAUGUUGACUGAAAUAAGAGGGCAAAUAUUGAAACAUAUCACCUUUAGCAGUUGAACGUAUACAAAUACCCCGAAAGAGUCGGGGAAAGAUUCGUAUGAUGCAAAAAGAAUGUCUACAACUUUUCAUCGCAAAAAAGAAAAAGAAGCGAGACCUAUCUAGGUUCUCUUCUCUCAAUUAUGAAUGGCAUAACGUCUGGGGUAGGGUUAGUUUGCUUUUUUACAAAUUGAAGUGAGGUUCGUCAUAAUUCGAUCAAGCGGUUCUGAGAUUAGCCUCUCAACUUGAAUCUUUUUGCACGUUAUAAACCGAUGAUUUUGGGCUAUGUUAGCGCAUGAUUCGGACAAAUCGUGGAAUUUUUCGAAUAGCACACACUCUGGGGUAGAAAUAUUAUAUUACCAUCAACUUUUAUCUGUUGUUAGUAGUUGACCGCUUCGCUUCGAGAAGAUGAGCUGAAAGGUUGAGCCUCUAAGAUUGACUACCAUCUGAUUUCCCUUUGAAGUAUCGCCUCUUAAUCAUACAUUAAGGUCAAGAAAAUAGUGGAAAAAAAUCCUCCUUGUUAGCAGCAAAAGGUCUCGAGUUUUCCUUUUUCCAACUUGUGUUUCCCUUUACAAAUUUAUAUGAACGUGUCAAUGAUUUUUUCGCAUGUUUAGCGUGACAGCGGUUGUGUCUUAUGUUUUCUUAUGAAAUUUUGCGCGGGAAAUUGGCGUGCAGCCGGCCAAAAUUGAUCCCCUUUGCGCAUGCACUACGUUUGACCGCUGUGUUGGUCAGUUCCUUCAACUGGAAGUUUUCUUACCUGUGACCGGUGAUGGGAAAAACACGAUUGUUUAGCCUUCCUUUGCAUCGACACAAUAACAUCAUCUUAAGUACUUGACGAUAUUGUUUUCGUGUAAGGACAUACAUAAAAGGGUCAGCGAUGAAGUUUAGCAGAAGAAACGAGCAGACAAGAAGAUCUGCAGUGCUGUUUUCCCAGUGGUAAAAAGCGUUCCCUAUUAGACGGACCUGAAAAAUUAAGGCGGAUUUUCAGAAAUGACCAGUAUUCUAGGGUUCCAGAAGGCUUUCAUGAGACUAAAACGGAGGCUGACUUAAGACCAAUCACGGUGAUGAUGAAUCGUGCAACGAACCAAUCACGAUUUGCAGCAAAGCUUGGUUUUCGAUGAAAAAGCGCGGGAAAUUUUGCGAACGAGGGUGUUCACAUCGGUCUAUUUUAAUCAUCUGAUUGGCUAAGAAUAAAAUAAGUUCGUUGAAGAGUUAUACAUGCUUCUGGGCUCUGUUAUUCUCUGUUAUUAUUUAUAACACAAUCAGUCAAAACCAGGCGUAGAGGUCGGAAAUAUUGGUGGAUGAAAAGCAAAUAAUGUUCUUCGGCAGACCCGACCAUAGGGGGUGAUUCCUGAACUGUUCAGAAUGAAGAGAGCUCAUGAGAAUUACAUUGAAUCGACGUUUUUAGUACUACUUAUCAGUUCUCUCGAAGAAAAGGAAGAUAUAAAAGGAAUGAAUUAUGUGACUAAUUCGAGUGAGCUUUCGAAACCUAGUUAUCCAGGAAACCUCAUUUCUUGCAGACAUAAGUUUACCUUUGAGUUGACAAGAUUGUCUUCACGAUUGAUUUUGAUUUUGAUACGAUGCCGAUUGCUCCGACGGACUCCAAAGGUACAGGCUUAAAAAUUUUCCUAACGGGUUCACUAAACAAGUGUUCCUCUCUCACCAAUCUUUGUAGAGUUAGUAUUAGAGUUAAAAAAAGGUUUUGGUUGAAAAAAGAAUCGAUUUGAUAGCGAACGCUUUUAUCGUCAUGAGCAAGUAUUGCCCCAAUAUUUUCAGUUUCUCUUUUAACUUUCGGUGAACUGGACGUCUUCUUUUCAUAAAUAAAUUCUGGAGUGAUCAAAUCUAAAUUAAAGUUAAACAUUCAGGCAGAAUAUUUAAAAAACUUGAAAGUAAACAAAAAUAAAUUAUUUCAUCCGGUAGUGUGAAUUAAUUUUUGGCGCUAUGAAGCGAAAAGUGGCAAAAAAAUUCAGCGUCCGAUCAUUCAUUGAAAUGAAUUUGGCUUACAAGUUAGUAAUCGUAAUGGAAGGAUAUUUUUGGCAGCAAAAAAAACCUACCAUCAAUGCUUUCGAACCAAAAGUGGAUUUACAAGGGGUUUUUAAUUUGGCCAAUUUGUCAAUCCAAACGUGGUUGCCAUUGAAACGUUACGUCAUGCGAACAUAAGGUUUGCUAGUACGUGGUCAUGAAUCUAUUCGCAUAUGUUUUUCUGUUUUUAAAUUUAAAGAAAGUUUAGAAAAUUGAAUGCUGAUUGAUCGAGCCGAUUGAAUAAUAGAGACGUUUAAAACUUAUCAAGAAUUCUUCAAUGACAGUGGUGUUCCUUCUGUCAGUCCUAGGUAAAUGUCAAUAUUUCAUAAGUUAACAGAAGAUAUUCGAUCUCUGCUUUGUUUUUCUUUGUUGUUGUUGUUUUUUUUCCAAAAGCCAUAACGUUAUUUUUGUGCGUUGCUUCGCAGGCCUUUUGUCAUGGACAGCUUCCAAACGAAAUUUUAAGCUCGCCUCAUCCUUUUCAAACACCUUUUUUUCUCAGUCAAUUUUGGAGUAAUCAAAUCGAUAAUAGCACGAAUUUAUAAGGUAUUUUUGAAGAAUUCAAAGUAAACAAAGGGCAGAACAUAUUUAAUCGGGUUGUAAAUAUUACUUGUCUGGCCGUUCAUCGAAAACUAUUGUUAAGAAAUAUUCUAUUCUUUUUUUCCUUUUUAAAAAAAAAUUACCGUAAUAACCGGUAGUCAAUAUAUCGCUCACUUAGCCGAUCUUUACCUUUAAACUUAAUCUUAUACAUUUUCAUACCUUGAGAGCAUAUUAUUUGAAAGGUUUUUGAGGCCUUAUGAAUGUGAGGUACUUCAAACUUUUUGGGGGAUUCGACACUCUGCUCAAGAUACUUCAACUAGAUAAAUUCUUACCAUGAAUGGAAUCCAGCCAAAGAGAUACACUACAGAAAUUAGUACCAUCGUUCUUGAGAACUGUAUUUCGGUGUCCUCUCGUUCGAUGUUUCUAAACUGUGCCAUCCGUCGUGCUCCAGGAAGAAUCAUGUUCGUCACCGAUACCCGCCGUUUCCUGUUUCUAAACAGUUCCCAGAUGACUGUUAUGUUACAAAAUAGGACUACGGUCGCAGGUAGACCACCGAGAACUGCGUAAAACGCACAGAACGCGCGGUCAAGCGCGUUUUUCGGAAACCAGUUUAAAGUACAAAAAGAGCCACUUGAGCUUCUCAUAAAGCUUCCAAAUUUCAAGAUGGGAAAAAACGCGACGAACAAGGACGCUGCUAUAGCUCCUGACAGUAGCACUUUUGCCUUGUUUACUGUCAUUGUUUUGCGAUGAAAAAAUGGUUUGGUGACGGCUAUGCAGCGAUCGACCGCCAUUAAAGUUGCUAAGAACGCUGAACAAAGCGUCGAAAAUAGGAAGACAAAUCCCUGGAAGUCGCAAAGUUUCUUCCCGCCAACCCAUUCGCCUUUGAUGUGGAAUAACCAAGAUGGAACACAAAAAAAUGUGAUGGAGAUCAAGUCGAUGCAUGAUAAUCCAAGCACGAAGACAUUAGGGCUAAGCGGUUGUAGCUGAAGCAGUCUAGCAGAGGAAAGAAUGGCGAAUGUGUUGGCGAUGAUUCCAGUGAUCGGCAUAAUGUACAAGAUAAUUUCUACAGAUAACUUAGAAUCAUCGUUUGUGGAAUUUCCUGUCAUUGUCUUCAAUUUAAUGCCUUAUUCAUUCGUCUUGGGUUGUUGCGAGAGAGCGGCAUUCUUCUGCGCUUAUUCUCGUCUUUUCGUUCCGGCCUUCCUACCUUAUGUUGAAAAAAGAUCUUUGUAUGCCCGCAACAUUAAGGUUUUCUUUUCACAAUUUAUCUCACUUAGUUACCCCUUGUGCCUGCCGAUUCAGAUUCUAAUUGGCUUAAUCCUCGUUGCCCAAUUGUCUUCCGUUUGAGUAGUUUUAACCCUUGAGGCUGUCAAAUGCUCUUCUAAAUUAUUCACUAUUUUUAUUGAAGUGUGGUACUCCUUUGACCAGAAUGAGUUUAAAAUUUUUCAAUUACUCUCGAACCGGUAGCAAAUAUCAUUUCCCUCGACGUAAUAUUCGCAUGUAGAAACUCAAAUUUCCUAUAUUUAUUGUUUGGAAUACUGGUUUACAUGUUAAUCUAUUUUUUUCGUCCAACAGCUUGCAGCUUGCAAUAAAAUUCACAAAUGUUUAUGUGUGCACGGAAUAUAUUAAGAGCUUCUGCGCUUACGCACGUGUAAUGGUGCAUGAAAAUGCUCUUUAAAAAGAAAAUUUAAUUAACUAUCUGCGGCUUGAGUAUGAUCUUGUGUUCCCAAAGAGGAAAUUGUAGAGCAAGCCAAGACCGGGUAACUGUAGAAAAAAAGAAAAUAUUUUCAAAACUGUUUGCGGGGUGCGAUGAUAGAUGAAUAAUAUCCAAGAUUUCCCAUUCGUUUAAAGCGCGCUCAACUUGACAGAAAUUCUAUGGUAGGGUUUUGUUUACCUCGGUUAUUUUCACCCUCGCUGUAUUAGUACUCUGCUAAUCAAUUUGUAUUCAGUCUCAUUUCAUACAUUUUGCACUUAGUUUUGAAUAGUUUACAAAAGGCUUAGGAAGUCACAAAGGCAGUUCACCAAAUUGGUCAUUAAUAUUGAAGCGGCGGUCAAAUUUUCAAUGUGCUACCACAUUCUCAUUACAUAUUCCUUAUUUGGAAGGCGGGAUCACAACUUUCUUUUAUCCUAAAAUUGGUUUAUGUUUGUGAAAGUGCAAGCAGCUGCUUGUAUUAAAACAAACAAGGAAAGUGUUAUUUGAACAUCUGUAUUUUCUCUGUAGAAAUUAAGGAGACUUAUCUUUCAAGAAGGAGAUUUUAUUUGAAUUUGUCAAAUAAAGCCAUGAUCCUCGCUGAUAAGCAGACAGUUGUAGGAAAUAAGCCUGAAAGAAAAAAAAACAAAAAAACACCGGCUUCAACGAGAUUCGAACCCAUGCCUCCCGGUUACUUGUUGAGCACCACUACCGACUGAGCCAUCAAGUCACAUAUUAGGAACGAGGGAACUUUAGAGGGUUUUUUUUUCCCGUUUCUCUUUCACGCAAGUAAACAACGAUAUUGAGUGAUAAACUCAAUGCAUUGGAAGGAAUAGGUAGACGUGUAUUUGUGUUAAACGUUGCAAAAACUUCAUAAAUAGUGGUCAAAAGCUUUCAUUUAAAGAUGGCCACACCAAUUUUUCAAUUGCAAAAAUUUGCAGCGCGCUCUUAUUUAAUUGAAUGGUGGGGCACCAGGGUUUUAUGCUAAGGUACGUAAGGCUAGAACGAUAGAUCAUUAGCUUGCUCACUUAGUGGGAGUUCUUCCGGAAAAAUUGAAAGGCACGGACAUCUUAAAAAGCUUAAUGGUUCCCCUACAGCGUAUCUGCGGUGAACGUUAUAUUAGUCGACAUCCUAUGACCAUUUCUUUUAUCUUCGAAACCUAUGAUGCGUAUUUAACCUCAACAUAGCAAAGACAUCUUUAUGCCAAUUGAGGACAUAACAUUGCGCGGAGCCGCCUGGAAACAAAUAUAUCCAACUUUUUGUUCAAUAGUUGACUUAAUCGGCCGGGUUUUCAAAACACAUUUGCUAAGCUCGAGUUCAAGGAAAUUUUUUUAAUAUUCUUGUAACUUUACAGAAAAUUUUAUCAUUCAUAAUUUGUUUCUUUCAACUUAGCUUGACGGCAGGAUAAAAUUCUACAAAAAUUUAGUUGUAGUUAAGAGAACAAAAGCAAUAUUUGCUUCCUACGCACAAAAAAUAAAGCACCAAAUUUUUUUUAACCCUGAAAUUAUCUCUAGGUACCUUUGAGACAGUCGGCCUUUGAAUGAGAAGAGGAAACGAUAUCGUGUAGUUUUUAAUGCGUGUUCGUAACGCUACGUUACCAUUGCGUGCGCUACGGCGAAAAGCUUGCUUCGUGAUGAAACUCAGGCCAAUUUGUCUUUAAGCAUGUCGCACAAGACCAUUUUAAUGUAGCUAUUCCAAAUCUGGCAAAAUGUUGUGGGAAUUGCUUCUGUAGCAGCUUCGCCGUUCUCUCUUACUGCAACUCAGCAUCAGAUUGCUCUUUUGAUAAUCGCAAGAAGUCACGUGGACAGUAAUUGUCAUAUUGGUCGAGCAGGAGCCUGGGGUCACACGUUGCUUACAGUGCUACACUGAAAGUCUCGUCGCUCUAAAAAGUAUCUUGUUAAAACAUGAAUCUGACCUGAGUCGGAAAUCUUUUCGCACCAGGAAAAUUCAACGUAGCAGUGAUAGUAUGGAGCAAGUAUUCUAUAGCAAGUAUUUUAUAGCUAUUCCAAAACUGGUAACUUUAAGGAAGUCUUUUCUCGUAACCCUACUUUUUAAUUCCCCCAUUAACGCCGGUUUUUUGGAGUGAACAGCUCUUUAGCUCUUUAUGUGACAGUUAAACGUUGUGCCUUGAUUCGGUGUUUUGCUUUCCUCACACAGCUUGUGGAUGAUCCAAUCUUCAUUCCAAUCAGCACCCUCGAACAGCGCAAUGGUAAACCGGCGGAGUUUGACACAGUCGCCAAAGGCAUGAUGGAUGGCGAAACUGGCUCUCUCAGAAUCGAAAACGCCAUUAGAAGCAUUCCAAAAGGAGAUUUUCAAGAUGGAGUUAUGCUCGUUACUCUACCCUCCACUUAUUACUACACGUCAAUCAAGGACUCCGAGUACGUUUUUGCCUUCAAUCUCGCAGACUCGGAUAAGAAUUACCGCAGACCAGCAUCACCGCCGCGUGGGAUGAAAAUUCCUGUCAAUUAUUACGCCAACAUUUUGUCCUAUAACUCCCCUGAAGUGAGGCAGGUAAGGAAUAUGUAUUAGUACAUCAACUUCGACGGUUAAUUAAAAAAUUUUUGGAAAGGGUUAUGUAUUCAAUACGCCAGUGAGGCUUACAGCAAUCAAGGUCCUGUUCUGGACAGUGAUAGUUGUCCUUAGAUUUCAUACGUGGCCAGUACGUGUUUUGUUACGUGUUUUGUUUGUUAGUUCUACAAACAUUUACAUCCAUGCUCAGUCCUCAAACUCUGGUGUUUGCGUAAAAUUUUAGUUCAUUUUAUUUCGACAGUUGAAGCUUUUACUUUCUUUUUUUUACGCAAGCAGACGAACUGAGCGCAAUCUUUAGCCAAACUAUCGGCAGACCAACCCUCCCCCUCCCCAUUUUUCAUCGCCUAACAACAAUGUCCAUCUCCUCCCCCAUUUUUGUUGAAGAUUGUACCCUUCCCCGUGUCAGUAAUGUUUUAUACGAUAAAUUGAAUUAUACACGCGUUAUGAUUCGUUCUUAAUUAUGAGCUAAUGGAGAACAGAAUAUUAGUUGUCCUCACCAUUAGCCCUUUACCUCCCAUGAGUGACCAAGAAAGAAUUUCUCCUUACGAUAUCGAUACAAUAUCAAGCAGACGAGUGAUGAGAAUAAAGUAAAAUAUCAAUCAUGGGAUUAUUAGUUGAUCCAAUACCAAAUUCUCCAAAUUGACAUCAUAAGAAUUGUAUGUCAGACAGUAAAGAGAAUAACUAACAAGAUCUUGGAAGGUAAAGGGUUAGGAACAUUUUCCUUUUUUAAUCCCCAUCACAUUUUUACGUCAUCUGUGAUCAACUACCGAACAGACGCUCGGCAACAUGGAAUCUAUUUGUUGACCCAUGAACUCCCAUGAGUGACCAAGACAGAAUUUCUCUUUACAAUAUCAAUACAACACCAAGAAGACAAUUGGCAAGAAUCAAGAAAAGUAUCAAUUAGGGGAUUAGUUGAUCCAAGACCAAAUUCUCAGAAGUCACAUCAGAAGAAUUUUAUAGCAGCCAGUAAAGAGAAUUUCUAAUGAGAUCUUGGGAGUUAAAGGGUUAAAUUGAUUAUUUCUCUUCUCCUGCAGGUUUUGGGAAAUUUGUACGAAGAUCUAAAUGUUGAGUACAACGUGUCUUUCUUCCCUGAUUUACCCUUGACUUUUAACGUGUCCACUGUGAUGCUGAGCCCCAAGACCUACUGUAACCCAAACAACUUCCUCUUCAGGGAAAAUAACAGCGAUAUCACCAUCGAAGCACAUCGUUUUCUGAACGGGGAUGGAGAUAACAGUGGUUGUCCACAUGGACGAUUUCGGGCUUCUGUUAGGUACGAUAAAAACACGAUUCGUGGGAGGGCCUUCGAUUGAGUGUCGCAGAGCCUAAGUAAAAGAAAUCGAAACGGCCAAUCGGAGCGAAAGAAAAUAUCAAGGAGCCAAUGAGAACUCAAAUUUAGAACAAGCCAACUGUCUGAACCGCGGGAAAACACGGUUGGCCAAAUCGCGUUUGGUUUUAGUUUUGAAUGGGAUUGUUUUGGAAAGUGGUGCGAGUUUUCUGUACCAAUCAUGAAACCCAAACAAACCCGGAUGACUUUCGACACUCAAUUGAAAAUUGUUCUGUUAUCUUGUAUUAGCGUUGGUGUAAUUGAAGUUAUGAAGAAAAGACGAGAAAUUUUAUUCGAACUCCCUCAAGAGUCAACAUUUGUGGUGUUCAGCAUGAGUGUGUAUGCAGGACACAGUGCUAACGAUUCAUCGCCAGCAUCCGAGAUGAACAGAAUAUGAAACCAUCGACAGAGGUUAUCUUAAGGCAGUUAAUUUUAUUCAUUUCUUUUAAGAUUUAUUAAGUGCUGUUCUGGUAUGUAACUCAUACAUUUAUCCGGUGGUCUACUUCUCGCACCAACUCGUCGGCGAUCUUCCAAUAGAACGCAGUUAAAUUUGUUUUUUGAAUGCAGUUUCUGGAUUACUGAUCCAAAAUGUACUGAAAGUGCGACGGUUAUUUUAUUUUUCUCUUUUUUCCCCUGCUGUAGACCUGAUGUAGAGAUUACAUCAUUAAUAGAGGACAUAUGGAAGAACAAUCGGUCGAGAGAGAUUUUGAAAGAUGUUCCCUGGACAUACAUUGGUACACGAAGUGGUAUUUUCCGUUCUUACCCAGGCCACCGCUCACGAAAGAACUUCGACCCGACCAAGUAAGAGUUCUUACAAGAAAUAAAGCCUGGCUGCAUCUGCGUUUAAUUUAGUUUUGAGUCAGUUAGUGUGGCAAUAGUGCUCAUAUGAAUAGAUUUUUUAACUUCAGGAAAGAUUUUUAGAAAAGUGGCAAAACCAGAAACUUGCAAUUAUUACUUACUGCUGCUGUUGUUCAUAUUUUAGAAUUCCUUCGGCAAGAGUGAAAAUGACAAUUUCAACGGGUGAAACGUUUAUCAGCGCUGGACAUUUAUUCUAAUCCUCCUCCUCUCGGAAUCCAACUUUUCCCUUCCGUUGGAGAGCCUAUUUAGUUUUCAAGCCUGUUGGUUUUUAAAUAUUUUUAAAUAGUUUGUGAAACACAAAAUAUUAAUAACUGACCUUAAAAUCUCACAGGCGGCCAUGGUAUCACCGUGCCUUGGUAAAUCCAGCCAAAGCAGCUGUGUCUAAUGCCUACAUGGACGCCAAUGGUAUUGGAAAGGUGAUCACAAUUUCAGAGGCAGUUUUCCAGGCUUUGCCACAAAACACGUCUAAUAUAACUUGCGGGGGCACAAGUAAUCUUCCAGGAGGAUGCGCGUGUUCAAGGUAUGAUAAUGCACAUGUAAGGUUUGUUGAUAACAGAGAAUCGGAGCUUCUGUUGUGUGGCGUGCCAUGCGAUGUCAUAGUGUGACAUACCAUGCGAUGUCAUAGUGUGACAUACCAUGCGAUGUCAUAGUGUGACAUACCAUGCGAUGUCAGGGUGUGACAUACCAUGCCAUGUCACAGUGUGACAUAGCAGUCCAUGUCACAGUGUGACAUACCAUGCCAUGUCAUAGUAUGACAUACCAUGCCAUGUCAUAGUGUGACAAGCAUGUCUAUUGUUGCUACUGGUUUAAUGUUUGCGCCUUCCUUCAUAUUCUAGGGAUGUUCAGUGUAUUUCAGGCAAGUGUCGUGUUUAUGAAGGGAAUCGUUCCCUUUGCGCUGGGGAUCGAGUUGAAGCAGUCACAGCCUUAGAUAUCCUAUACAAUGAUUUCCGUCGCCGAGUGUACGGGCUGCUGGACAGCUCAGGAGAGGAGAAAUCCUGUGGAAUGAACUACACUUGUCCUGAUGGCGAGCACGUGUGUCAAACGAGGUAUGUAAUGCCGUUACCAAUACCUGCAAACCAUUUCCGAGAUCAAGAACACUCACUUUCAAUAUGAGGCCAUGUGCAAAACCUUUCCUGUGAGAAAAAUUUUUACUCGAUGGGAAGGAAAAAAUAACGAAUGGGUAGCUGGCACAGGGACUUUCCGGGUUUCCAUGAAAAUUAGAGCGAUAUCACAAUAUUUUCAGCCGUUGACUGUUCCUCGUAAUCCAUUCUUCUAAAGUCUCUUCAAACAUCCAAAUUCCCCAUUUUGGUGCAAUUUUUUUCUAAUUCCCCUAUCUUUCCCCAUUCCCUCCAACAAGUAACAGUGAAGACAUUGUCGAGCUUUUUGACGAAAACACAAUUCCUGAAAGAAAUUGCAUGCGGCGUAGAACGACGUGAAAGGAAGUGAAAAAGGGAGUAAGUUUCUAAAGAAACUGUGUGGCUGAGUCGGUGGGAUAUAAUAUUCGUCAGAGAAAAUGACAGAGGGCUAAUGCUUGAAAUGUCAGCCAUAGAUACUCUGAACGGUGGCCAAAUUACAGUACCAAUUCAGUUGAUAAAACUAAAUUAUCUUGCAAUCCAGAGAAGAAAACAACGUCCCAAACCACGACUUUUUUUUUUUCUCUUAGAUGCUACCUAGUAGAUAACUUGGCUAAUUUAGUCACCGAUCCAGACUUCCUUCUGGCGAGUACCACAGACGCGCGAGAAUAUGAACGAGUAAGCUUGGGACGUAAAGAGGGUGACGUAAUGAAACUUUUGGUCACAAAGCAUAAGUUCUUUGUCCCUAACCAACGAGUUGAUUUCCAGGGAAUUUGCAGCGUUUCCCCGUAUGCACCUAAGGUAUGUCCAUACUAACCCGUUUUAUUCCACUUCGGUGUCCUUAAAAGAGCUACAACUGUUUAGGUCUCUUUGUGGUUGGGAGUCCAUCAGUAAGCUUUCCGAAUGACCAUUUAAGUGAAUUGACAAAUGCUUCGAGUUUUUCACUCCACAUUCUGUAAGGAUCUUUUCGUUCUCAGAGAAUUCUUGUUUAUUUUCAUUAAAUUGACUGUAUCAAUAAGAUUACAUCUUCUUUCACUUAAAAUUCAAUAACUUAUCUUUCAGGUAACACUGGAAGGAAUCGUUAGAACACCUGAACAGGAAGAUGACUACUACAAGAACAGAGGGCCUAUUCCUCCAUUUAGAAACGAGUACGGCUGCAUUCAGGAUGUUGUAGGCUACACUUCAGACGAUGCUGUUCUGGGUAAGCUUAGUAUAUUAUUAACUUCCGCAUGUAUUGAUGCUGAUGCUCAGGAAAGCUAUAACAGCUAGCCAACGAGGUCGCCUUAUAGUUUAGUAAGUAGAGUUACAGACUGAGAAAUCGGAAGGUCAGCGGCUUGAAUGCUCUCGUUGGUAUCGUGAUAGAUUUUCAACAUCAUUGUAUUUUUAUGUUUUUACUUUUUUUUUCGUCUCUUGUUAUGACCCGUAUCAGUAAGAGAAUUGACUUUCAUCGGUCUUAUUUGGUAGGUCCUGACGGCAUCAUUGCGGACUCUGUUGAUGGUCCUUGCAGAUCCGGGAAGUUUUUCCUCUCGGCUCUCCCUAGGACUAAUCUCUAUCUGCUUGUGAUAGAGAACUGGAGCGAGUACCGUCAAUCCUACUUUUAUAACUUUAACUGCCACAUUAGCAACCGAGUGUAUGACGCAGGCGCAUUCCGCAUCGUAAACGGCACAUGCGCACACAUUGAGACCCAAACGAGUCUUAAAAAGAAGGAAAAGUGCCCCGCUCUGAAGAACGUCGCGAUGCAAUGUAGCUACAAUGUGUCUAAUACUCUAACAGUACCCAGCCUUAUACAGUUGUUUGUGACGGUCUUCGCCGUCAUUUUGAAGACGAGAUGAUUAAUUAUUAUCGUUAUGUUAGAGAACUAGUUAAUUUAUUUGAUGAUCUUCGAAAAUGUAUUCCGACAGAUUUUUACAAUUGAUUGACCCACCACCUACUGAAAUAACCUACAAGCUGUGAUUUCUUGAUAUCUUCAAAAACAUUAGCACGUUAGAGCUGCUGGUAUUUUUAGAAAUGUUCAUGUCUUGUGGGGGCGGAUCCAGGAU